CUCCAACAGCAGCCCCAUGCGCAUGUCGCCCGUCACCAGUCGCCCGGACAACAGCCCCUCCCCCUCCGGCACGGUCUCGACCAGUCAUGGACAGAGACAGAGGGCCAUGGGCAGAGCCAAGGCUGUAGGCWGUCGGGUGCCCACGGCAACCAUGGCCACACCCUCCGUCACCUCACACCUGACGCAGGUGUCAGCUGGCAGUCCCCUCCUGGGCGGGCCACUUGGCUUUGGGAUGCUGGGGGGGCUAGUGCCCGUCUCACUGCCCUUCCAGUUCCCAUCGCUGCUCAACUUCACUCCUCCUGGUGCCCCGGGGGUCAGCGGCCUGGGCACGGGCACCAACUCAGGAUACAGCCUCUCACAGAGCGACUUAAUGGAUCUGUAUAAGAGUCUCCAGUCAGGGUCACAGGCUGCUCUACCUCCUCACUUGCAGCUUGCUUUCUCAGAUGCGAACCAAAGCCAGGGUGGCGACAUGAAGAGGAAGUCCCACUGACCAAUAGAGACGGAGGACAGAGAGUGACAUCRAGACGUCCACUAGGAUCACUUUGAUUGGACAGAUGGACACAAUGAUGUAAUAAUACAGGGGGGAGGAGCCUUCUUCCCUCAAUAUGGACCUGAAGAAUCAAUUACCCCUCACCAUGACGAUUUAUGAAUUUAAUUUAACUGUAUUUUUAUGAUUACUGGGUAUAAAAUGGACCUGGGGUGAAUGAUAAUGAAUUUCUUUCCCUUACAUUUUUUUCUUGUCAACAUGUUUACAUGACCGACCUUUAUCACUGUGGAAUGAGGACAGGGUCGUAUUCAUUAGGCUCCAAACGUAGAAAAACAAAUACAGAAACAAGGAAGUACUGCCUGAACACUGGUUUUCGUUUAAAAAGAGUUUUGCUAUGUUGUGCACCAACGGAGCGCACAUACCGCAGCGAAUGUCGAUCUAUUUGCCGUUUGUUCGGCGCGGUCUGUUUUACGGACCACCCCACCGGUGAGGGUCUGAUUGUUGACAUUUUCCCUCGAUUCUACAUGUAGAAUCAGUUUGCAAAUUAUGGCUGGCACUCUGUUCAGAGGUGCAAAGUACUCUCGACCUGCAAACGCCACCAGUGUGUCCGUUCCGUAAUGAAAACCACCCAGGAGAGGGAGCACGCUGUUAGCGAAGUAAUUUAAUUAGAAUUUAAGUCUGUUUUUAUUUUUUCUCGUCUAAAGCAGAUUUGAGUAUAAAUUUAUUUUUUGGUCGUUGUCUUGACUGUCUGAGGAAGGUAGUUGUUAACUUGUCUCCGAUGUGAGAUGGUGUGUCCAUAGAUUGUUUUAAAGUCGCCUCUGCUCCCCACAACUGACUGUUAAGGUAGUAUAGCUAAUAUAAAAAUGGAUAAAUUAUUUGUAAUUUACACAGGGAUAAAAAAAAAUAUUUAGAGGUAUGAGUGUGCCCAGUGAGAUUGUGUGUGUGUGUGUGUGUGUGUACGUACACAACCUACAUAUAUUAUUAUAAAUUGUAUUUUCUUUCCAGGUCAGUCUGUGCUGUGUGAGUGUGCGAAUUGCAUAUCCCCUUUUCUCUGUUGUGUGAGAGAGUGAGUAUUCCCCUCUCUUGUUCAGCGUGUCUUUGGUGCUGUAAAAUCACACUGGACCUUUUCUGGAGAAAAAACUUGAACUGUAAAAGCUAGACUCCUCUUGGAGGGUGAGAGAGGGGACAAAGAUGCGAGAUUGUAGCUUACUUGAACUUUUUUUUUUUUAAUUGUAAUUAAUUACUUUGUAAAAAAAAAACUAUCAACUCAAACACUCAACUCAAUAUGACAAAACGCCUUAGUUUGUAAGUUUCAUUAAAGAACUAUGCAGGACUAUAAAUGCUUCAAUGCAAAAGUGCAAGUCGUCGCUUGGCUUUCAACCUCUUACUCAGCUGUCAAUGUAUUUCUGGGAGUUGCGAAUGUUUGUGUGUACGUACGUCUGAGUCCUUUUUCCCAUCUAAAGAACUCUCCCUUCUCACCUGCUGAAUACCUCUAGAAAUUGUUCUUCCUUACUCUCUUCCUAUAUCUGGGAAGAUCUCAAUAGCAUACUCCUCACUUCCUCUCUCCUAGUCUUCUCAAAACCCGUUGUGGGAGAAGGUCAGAGGGGAGGGACUUCUGGCUUUCUUGCCUCUGUCCAUCUCUAAUCAUCCUUCAUCCCUCCUUCCAAUGUCAGUAUGAAUGUCGACCAACUGCACCAAGGAUGGCGCCAAAGAUGAGUUUCCUAGCAUAUAGAUGGGGUGCUUUGGUCAGUGUGCGUGUGUUCCUAUCAACAUUCUCUUUGAAAUGUACCCAUGAGUGUUGUCCGUCUGUGGUCUGUCAGGAUAUCAUGGGGAAAAGUUGUUUCUUUCUGUGACUGGAGCAGGAGGUGACAUUUUAAAGCUUUUGUGCUUUUGGGGCGGGUAAAGAUUACAUUUCAUGGUAACUGGUUACUUAAUUCGGUCUCUUUUGUAGAUUAUUUUUGUGUGUCGAUUUAUGGAAUAAAAUACAGUUGGUUUUCAA
Messenger RNA from Salvelinus sp. IW2-2015, 2486 nucleotides. Lineage: Eukaryota; Metazoa; Chordata; Actinopteri; Salmoniformes; Salmonidae. The record is from RefSeq and is a predicted model, not a curated record.